AUGAAUCUUACCAAUUGCACAACAGAAUCCAUCACAAGCAAAUCAAAAACAGUCACUGAAAAAAUGCUUAUUUCAUUAACUUUGGCAGUCAUAACUAUACUAACUACAUUAUUAAACUGUGCCGUUAUUCUUGCAAUUUGCACUACCAAAAAAUUACAUCAGCCAGCAAACUACUUAAUAUGCUCAUUGGCUGUUACGGAUUUUCUUGUUGCCAUUUUAGUGAUGCCUUUAAGCAUUGCGUACAUAGUUAUGGAUACAUGGACCCUUGGCUAUGUCAUAUGUGAGAUAUGGCUGAGUAUUGACAUGACAUGCUGCACAUGCUCAAUACUCCAUCUAUGUGUCAUUGCACUAGACCGAUAUUGGGCCAUCACUGAUGCUAUUGAAUACGCCAGGAAACGAACAGCAAGACGAGCUGGAAUAAUGAUAUUAACAGUGUGGACAAUUUCUAUUUUUAUUUCCCUUCCACCCUUGUUUUGGAGAAAUCAUCACAAUAUAAGUACCCCAAGUAGAUGUAUAAUUCAACAUGACCAUGUAAUUUACACAAUAUAUUCCACUUUUGGUGCAUUUUAUAUCCCCUUGACUUUAAUACUCAUUUUGUACUAUAGAAUUUACCAUGCUGCAAAGAGCCUUUACCAAAAGAGAGGCUCAAGCCGACACUUGAGUAAUCGGAGCAACGAUAGUCAAAACUCGUUCGCCCAUUGCAAACUCACACAAACGUUCUGUGUGUCUGAUUUUUCCACAUCAGAUCCGACCAUGGAGUUUGAGAAGAUUAACACAUAUGCGAGAACACCACCCUAUGAUAAUGACAUAGAGUUGGUUGGGGAUCGGCAACAACAAAUAUCCAGUACGAGAGAAAGGAAGGCAGCUCGCAUACUUGGACUUAUUUUAGGUGCUUUUAUGAUAAGCUGGUUACCCUUUUUUAUCAAGGAACUGGUUGUAGGGCUUAGCCUCUGCACUGUAUCCCCUCAAGUGGCAGACUUUUUAACCUGGCUAGGCUAUGUUAAUUCUCUUAUUAACCCUCUUCUUUAUACUAGCUUCAAUGAUGAUUUUAAGUUAGCCUUUAAAAAACUUAUCCGAUGCAAAGAGCACUCUUAAAACACACAAGUAUUCAAGCACAAAGUAUGACUGACUUAUAGGCCUUAAAGAUGAAAACUAUAUAAAAUGCAAGAUUGCCUUUUUGGUAAGGGGAACGGUAAUUCAACAUUUUUAUUUUCUUUUGCUUGUUGUUGAUCUUUAUGUCCUGUUAUGUAAUGCAGUCUUCUAC
Pelobates cultripes (western spadefoot toad) is the source of this 1264-nucleotide messenger RNA. The record is from the annotation of a GenBank genome assembly. NCBI's taxonomy places the organism in Eukaryota, Metazoa, Chordata, Amphibia, Anura, Pelobatidae.